Triticum aestivum (bread wheat) is the source of this 3173-nucleotide messenger RNA. RefSeq lists its product as uncharacterized. Bases 475 to 1236 code for a protein of 253 amino acids. The transcript is spliced from 2 exons. The record is from RefSeq and is a predicted model, not a curated record. Lineage: Eukaryota; Viridiplantae; Streptophyta; Magnoliopsida; Poales; Poaceae.
UCCUUGAUACAUUAUUGAGUGAUCAUUGAUCCAUCUUCAAAAUUGGCAAGGUACAUUUGGUCUAGUUCUUUCCUUUCUUCCACUCACAUUUGCUCGAGUCUUGUGAUGGAUAGGCGAAGCAUUUCAUAUCUGGUCUUCCACGACAACGACGGUGCAAACAACUACAUCACCAAAACGUCCAUCUUCGGACUACAACGAGCAAUGCAAGGCAUUGAGCGACUCGCCGUCGACAUUCACUAGAGCAAAGCAAGGAAAAGGGACUACUUCGACACCAAGUUGGAUGAACAAAUGGAUCAAGUAUGAGACUUGGUGGCCAAAUAUAAGUCUUCUUCCCCUUCGUCAUCUUCACGGCGCAGACGCACAAGUCGCACACCUUCAGAGCGGCCACAAGAUGCAAGUACCACGCGGCACUGUCAAGCAAACCUUCAUGAGAACAAGAGAAGACCGCGAGUCGAGCACCAACAAGACGAAGCUAUGACUACUACCACCACUUUGGCAUCUUCGUCAAGUGUUAUCAGGGCAUCUUCGCCUUUGGACGUACGGCAUCUUCGCCUACCUCCGACGAGUACGCCUACAUUGGCCUUCAUCCACGGCGAUGAUGACGAGAUGAUCGAGCAUGCGACUUUCCCUUCCUUCAUGGAGGAGCGCGAUGAUGUGCCAUCUUUGGCAUUCAUCCACGGCGACGACGACGAGAUGGUUGAGCAUGGGAUUUUCCCUUCAACCACGGCGACGUAUGAUGACUUGAGUGACUUGUGCCACCAUAUUGAGAGCGAGAGUGACUUCACCACUAGCCCCAUAUAUGAUGAGUUGCCACAAUUCCCAUGUGAGGAGAGCCACAACCCCCACCACUUGACUGAGAUGAGUGAUUCCACCAUAUGUGAUGUUGAGUCCACCUAUUUUGAGGGAGUGAGUGAACAACCACAUAGAGAGAGUGUGAUAGUUGAUUGGGCAUGUGAGGCCACUAUGAUUUCUAACGACUUAACCUCUACAUCCAUUGUGUCUUCUCCUUUGGUGCUAGGUCCCAUAUAUGAUGACGCGCCGAUUCGCGACGACUUCGUCCUUCCUUUGGACAAGACGAUGGCCAUGGUGGCAUAUGAUGCACCCCCCACAUGGUUCCAUCAAGAUGAAGAUGACCACCAUUUGGUCUUUGCCACCUCACCUACACAACAUGAGCGGAUUGAGAAAGAUACCCAUACUUACUCGUCAAGCUCGCAAGACCAUGAGUUGACGAAAUGAGCUCUAGAGAGCAACGAUUCCUUGGGAACCCGUGAGAUGUAUCACCAACCGUUUCCUCCGUGCAAUGACUCCGCGCAUUCGUUCUACAUGACCCUCACUUGGUUAUGGGUUAUAUACCACUUCUCACUUUAUGCCCAUAUUACCUUGUUCACUUUGCAUGAUAUGCUCAUUUCUAUAUAUUUGCCAUGCAUUUGUUACCCAUGCUUUGCAUUACACAUGAUGAUCGAUUCUAGUACUUGUAUGUGUAUUUGCAAGCUUGGUGGAGAUAUUGCUUGUUCUUGCCAUGUUUAUUUGGUGAUCCAUUCCUCUAAUGAUACAUUGAUCUUGCUUUGUAAUCGUGCUUGUGAUAUGUCAUGUGCAUUGCAUAUGCCUAUUAUUUGCUCACAUGACAUGAUUGCCAUGAUUUCCUCUAGUAUGUUGCAUCUUUGCACUACUAGCCUACACGACUUGCUUCCUAUGAUUGCUUGCCUUGUCACAUCACCGAUGAUUCAUACUUGUUCUUUUAAUGCGGUUGAUAGCCACUAUUGCCAUGCUAUAUUCACUACACCCCAUGCACGUUACGUUUGGAUUGUCUUGCACUUGCCCCAUGUGUUUAGACAUUUCAUUUCAUUUGGUGUUGUUAAUGACUCUUAUGCCUACCAUAGACCGUUCAUUGAGAGUCUUAUGCAUGCUUGUUUCCAUGAUAUCCUUGAUUUUGCUCAAUUUAUGUGCUUACAUGACAUGUCACCAUCCCUUGUCACACCAUAUGCUAUGCUUGAUGAUGACACUUGUUUGGUGAAUAUCCACUUGAAUGCUUGGUUUUGCACUAACGCUAACCACAUUGUUUUUCCAAGUGUUUGUUAUACUUGCUCCUUUUGAAGGAAUCAUAAGACGGUGCGACAUUGGAUAGUGCCAUUUUGAGCUUCAACAUGACAAGUGCUUGGUGGUUGUCCACUUCUACACGGCGACGCCCUCUCUUUCCGACGGUGAUGAAGAUCACGAUCCAUGGACGGAUCUCUCCCAAGGGGGGGCGAUGAUGCGGAGCAUCCCUCGCCCAUCCACAUGGACACGCCAUCACCACCGCAAGCACCGAGAGGACCGAUGACAAGAGCACGUGCACGCACCAUCGAGAACGAGGUCAAUUCUUUCCUCUUCGAGUCUCGUUCGGAAUCGCACAUGAAUUGGGUUCUACCUCAAAUGGAUUCGUUGUGCCUUCUUAGGUACCAAGGACUUGACCACGAAGAAUCUAGGAGGGAGACUCGUGCACACAUCAAGGAAGGAGAAGGAGGGAAGCAUCAAGACGUGCGAGGAGACGGAGUUCCUGGACACCCUGGGUGCCCGGACACGAAGCCACGGAAGGGCCAAGUCCCCUGGACACCCCUGGUGCCCGGUCGCAUCGACCCCGGGUGCCCAGCCCCUGCUUUGGCGUCACGCCUGCCUACCCCGGGUGCCCGGCCACUUGCCCAGCCGCCGCCUGGGCCGCACCCCGGGUGCCCGGCCUCAUGGCCCCGGGUGCUCGGCCUUCCCCCUGGUUCGGCCCAGCCUCGCCCGGGUGCCCGGGCUCUCACCCCCCGGGUGCCCAGCCCUCCUCGACGCGCCAAGGCCGGUGCCCCUGACCAGUUCGGGUGCCCGGGCCCUCAAACCCGGGUGCCCGGCCAACUACUGCCGCGCCCACCUCCGGGUGCCCGGGCCACUUGACCCUAGGUGCCCCGACUACUCCGAAUUGUGUGCGAUUUCAGGGUCAUUUUGGACCUUUGUAUCCCACCCGCCCCCCAAUUUCGUCCCUAGGCUAUAAGUACUCUCCCCCUAGCUCAUUUAGAGGAUAGCCAAGUAUUUGAUAAACAAAGUGAGAUCUUUGCUCAUCUUCCUCCUUUUGGAGAUCUAGACCUCCUCUUGGAGAUCAAGCCCUCCUCUUGGAGAAGCUCCUAUUGGAGAUCAAGCCCUCCUCUUGGAGAAGG